Dentiscutata heterogama is the source of this 142-nucleotide messenger RNA. The record is from the annotation of a GenBank genome assembly. NCBI's taxonomy places the organism in Eukaryota, Fungi, Glomeromycota, Glomeromycetes, Diversisporales, Gigasporaceae.
AGGAAAACAAGAGCAAAAAUCUGAGAGUACUUAUUCUCUGUUUUUCUUCUCUGAACAACUAGACAUUAGUUUUGCCUUUUUAUCUUUAAUAAUUUUACCUAUUCUUUCCUUAUUGGCUCAAAACCUGGUUAUCUCAGAAAAG